AUGGACAAGAAGUGUGUAGCAAGAAAGGUGGCACCAAAGUUAUCUAGCCAGUUGGUGAUUUGGAAAUGGAAGCCGCAGUCCUGGUUGCUGGAUAGAAGAUUGGGGAUACUAAACAAUAAUUAUUUCUGUUUGCAAUGGGAGCUCCUUUUUUUGACUAACGAGGUCAUGAAGUGGAAAGAAAUGAUCGCCUUUUUGGAAAAUCAAUUGUCAUGCAUACCACACAACUCCGUGGCGGAACGAACAGGCAAUAAAAAGGGCUUUCAAGGUCUCAUAAAUGAAUAUAACGAACAAAUGAAGGAAAAUAAUUUGGUGAUCUCCAUUUUGAAAGGUAGGCCACGCUUUUCCUCAUUUUCUAUGUAUUUGUGUGAUGAAGUAUACUCAAACUUGACACUCGCUGUCGCCGAAUUAGAUUCACUAAUAAUAAUCUCUUUUAUUUCCUUGGUAUUUUUGUGGGUAUCUAUAGAAGUGUAG
Saccharomyces kudriavzevii IFO 1802 is the source of this 471-nucleotide messenger RNA. It is a transcript of the gene CSM4, whose product is annotated as Csm4p. Lineage: Eukaryota; Fungi; Ascomycota; Saccharomycetes; Saccharomycetales; Saccharomycetaceae. The record is from RefSeq and is a predicted model, not a curated record. The transcript has a single exon. Bases 1 to 471 code for a protein of 156 amino acids.